Pangasianodon hypophthalmus (striped catfish) is the source of this 3717-nucleotide messenger RNA. Its product is annotated as BOLA class I histocompatibility antigen, alpha chain BL3-7. Gene Ontology annotation, cellular component: external side of plasma membrane. The record is from RefSeq and is a predicted model, not a curated record. Gene Ontology annotation, biological process: immune response. Bases 164 to 1177 code for a protein of 337 amino acids. The transcript is spliced from 7 exons. NCBI's taxonomy places the organism in Eukaryota, Metazoa, Chordata, Actinopteri, Siluriformes, Pangasiidae.
CUGAACACAGGAGCAGCAGCAGAAUGUGAAACUUUCUCUCACCGAGUUAAAAUGAGUUAAAGCGGAAGAUUUCCUCAGUAAAUUAUUAUUUUGUUAGUGUGUUAUAGUGUUUAUUGUGUUUAUAGUGUGUAUAGUGUGAGAGUGUGAGAGUGUGCAGUGAGAGAUGGCUCGUGCAGUUCUGAAAGCUCUGAUUUUCCUCACAGUUUCUCUUCAUCUUUCAUCAGCAGUCACACACUCUAUGCAGCACAUCCUCACUGGAGUUACACCAGGAAUAAAUUUCCCAGAAUUCACAAUUGUGGGUCAGUUGGAUGGAGAGCAGAUUCUGUACUACGACAGUAACAUCAGGAGAGUGACCCCGAAGACGGAGUGGAUACAGAAGCGCAGUGCUACAGAUCCAGAUUACUGGAGCAGUGAGACACAGUAUGCGGAGGAUCAACAGGAGGACUUCAAAGUCUAUGUGGCCAGAAUGAUGCAGCACUUUAACCAGACUACAGGAGUUCACACAUGGCAGCUGAUGUGUGGCUGUGAGCUCGAUGAUGACGGCACCACUAGAGGAUACACUCAGUACGGUUAUGAUGGAGAAGAUUUCCUCAGUCUGGAUCUGAAAACUCUCACCUGGACUGCAGCCAAACCUCAAGCUGAGAGCACCAAGAACAGGUGGGAUUCUACAGGAGCUAAUGCUAAUGAGUGGAAGAACUACCUGCAGAACACCUGUAUCGAGUGGAUAAAGAAGUACGUGUCUUACGGCAGAGAGGCUCUGGAGAGGAAAGUUCGUCCCGAGGCGUCAGUGUUCCAGAAACACUCUCCUUCUCCAGAGGUGGUGUGUCAUGCUACAGGUUUCUUCCCCAAAGCAGUGGUGAUCUCCUGGCAGAAGGACGGAGAGGAGGUGCAUGAGGACGUGGAGCUCAGAGAGACGUUACCCAACCAGGAUGGAAGCUUCCAGAAGAGAAGCAUUCUGACAGUUCCAGCUGAGGAGCUGCAGAAACACACCUACACCUGCGUGAUUCAGCACAGCAGCUUGGAGAAGGAGUUAGUGCUGCCUGUGAGAGAUGGAGCACCGAUUGCUAUCAUCGUUGCUGUAGUCGCGGCUCUCGUUGUUCUCGUUGCCGUUGUUGCUGGAAUUGUGGUCUGGAAGAAGAAGAACUCUGGCUUCAAUCCUGUUCCACCCAAACCCUGAGAGAGGAGAAGAGGGAGAUGAGGACAGAGUUUAAUGGAGAUUAAAGAUUGUUUCGACUCGCACACAGCUUCUGUCCUCCAUUACACUGAGGGUGACAUCAUCAAGGCAGCGGUGUUUCAGCUGGAAGGAAGCUGGUGUCCGGCACUGCUCGGUGUUGUGUGCUCCAUAUUUUGUUCUGAUAAGUCCGGAUCACAAUGACUGAGAUGUGCCAGUCUGUUAGUGUUAUAAAGAGCUCUUAAGUAGCUUUUAAACUUUUAAAAUUCACUUUGGGGAUGGUGUUCUCAGUGUAGUGAGAGUUACUGGGCUUUCUUCAUGUUGCUGUUCCAUAAAGCUCAGCUUUGUGCAGUGUCUGGUUUAUGGUUGUUCUGUGCUUUCUGCCAUCUGAGUUGUGGAUCUCUCCAGUUCCUUCAGAGUUACUCUUGGCCUCUUGGUCGUUUCUCUAACUUAUCCCCUCUUUACCUGAUACCUGAUAUUUGGUGGACAGCCUCUUCUAGGCAGAGUCACAGUUGUGCCAUAUUCUUUUCAUUUUUUUAAACAAUGGAUUUAAUGGCGCUUUGAGGGAGGCUCAAAGUUUGGUAUUGUUUUAUAAACAAAUGAGUUCUUUUUCUGACCAAACAUACUGUUUCCUUUACCGUCAUUUACUACUUUUAAACGUUUGGUAUCAACUGCCACUCUACAGGUGUCCUCAGAAACUGGUGACAUGCUGAAUCCUGAAUUCUGAUAGUUUCAAAUCCUGAACACCAAAUUCUGCAAACCUCCUCCCACUGUUUUUUCUGACACUCUCACAAUCUCACACACACUGUCUACAGUAUUUCUACUCUGGAGUCACACCAGGAAUACGUUUCCCAGAUUUCUGAGCACUGACCGUCUGGUCGAUGGAGCAGUAUAUGUACUACGACAACAGCAAGAUGAGGAAGAUGAUCCCAAAGACAGAGUGGAUAAAGAAGACUGAUGCUGAUGAGGACAUCUUUAGUCAGUAUGGCUACAGCAAUGCAGCUCUUUGAUGAGACUGAAGGUGACAGUCGAACCUACUCAGAGCUGUUAGCACUGAUACACACACUAAUUACAUUCACACACACACACACACACACACCAGCCAGCCCUGAGGCAACAAUGUAACAUCAGCAGUAGCCUUUCUUUACAUUUCUUCAUCUAGACGUUGAUCUAGACGUGAUUAGUGUAAAAUAGUUUUUUUUCGUUGUUCAAUAUAAUAGUUUAGCAACAUUAUCUAAACUACUUAAAUGCAGAAUAACAAUGAGUUGUGCCAACGAAUAUACAUUUAUCAUCCAGUUUAUUAGGAAAUGUGUAGACCUGCAUAUUCAUACAAUGAUCCCGUUAUCUGUGGUGUGGUUGUUGGUACCGGACAGACUGGUUUGAGUUCCUCAGAAUCUGUCCUGCUCACUUAACGUGUUUUGUGUAAACUAUGCUCUACACUGUGUAAACUCUAGAGACUCUUGGGUGUGAAAAUUCCAGGAGAUCAGCAGUUACUGUAAUACUCAAACCAGCCCAUCUGGCAACCACCAUGCCAUGGUUAAUGUCAGAGAUCACACUUUUCCACAUUCUGAAGCUCCUGACCUGUGUCUGCAGGAUUUUAUGUAUUAUGCUGCUGCCACAUGAUUAGAUUUUGGAUAAUUGCAUGAACGUGUGGGUGUACAGGUGUUCCUAAUAAAGUGGCCAGUGAGUGUAUUGUGUAAGUAAACCCAAUAGACAUGUCAAAAUUAGAUAAACGUUUGAUGUCAUAUGAAGAAGGCUCUGAUUGGCUGAUGAAACGCUUACUGAAGCUCCGCCCCUUGUUGCCUCAGAGACCACAUACACAACAUAUACACACUCUGAUAGUACACACAUUAUGUGCUGUAAAAUCAUGUCACAUUUCUAACAGAAUAUAGUUGCAUGUAAAAGCACUUUUCCUAAUGAACAUGACCGACAUCUCAAUCGUAUCUGCACCAGUCAGAAUCGCUUGGAGCUGCUGUAAUGGUUAGAAGAGUAGCAUAAUCCCAGUUUUACACACUAUUAUAUCUUGUUAUUGUUUGUAAUUUGUAAAUAUUGUAAAUAAACUGUAAGUAUAAAGUUCUGUCUCGUUAUUUGCAUUUGUUUCUGAAAUUUAUUGUUGUAUAAGUUUAAGUAGCUAACAGCUUAGCUGUUUUUUGGCACCAAAAGGCCGACACUGCUAAUGUUGACCUGAUUUUAAGCUCUUUAAUGCUCAUACUUAUGAGGAGAGACUGAAAUUAAACAGGAUUUUAAUUCAGGAGUCGGGGAGCAGUAAAAUCGGUUCAGUGAAACUGACUGGCUGUGUUUAUUAUUAGUUGUAGAUGAUGUGGAGCCUCUGCAGUACAAGUCCCUGUGAAUGAGCUGUUACUGUAGGAUGUUACUGUGUAAUGUGUGAUGUGUAGUCACUUGUGCUUCCUCUAUUUUAAACACCACCAGCUUCCACUAAAACCUGAACACCACAAUAGUUUCACUGAAAUAUUUUAUAUUUUACACUUCUGUAACUGCUGUGUAUCAAACAGAAAAUGGGUGGUUUAUAAAUGAUUGUGAUUUAA